CUGCCGCCCACAGCAAGCGAGCUUCCUUUUCUUUACUCAGUCUUCCCUUCCUCCCCCCCCUUCCCCUCUUCCUUAACGUUUGGUCCCUUUAUCGUUCUCCAUUUACGCUCCCUCCUUUGCUGCCCCCUUCCCUUCUUCUGGUCUGGUUGGUGGUUUUCGCACUGUACUGUACUCGUACGGCACUUGGUGGGGCGGUCUGCCUUCAAUUUUAUUUCCCCCUCCCUCUUUCCGGCCCUAAUUUUUGUUCCUCUUCUCGAUUUGUUGGAGUUGGUCGUUUCUUCCCAAUUUCUUUUUUUCCAUUAAAUUUUGAGCACGCUUUUAUUCCCUAGGUUUAAGGGGCGGUUGCUGCCCCGCGUGCAGCUUCAAUCCUGUGCUGAUCCGCGCAACUGUUGGCUGUCGCUCCUUUCAACGUCCCUCGCUUUUUCCUUCUUUCCCUUAAUUAGCCCGAUUACACACGCACGCAACCUUAUUCUCGUCGUCACACUCCCUAUAUCCCUGGAGCGAACCCGACGAGUAUCCACGGGAUACCAUCGUCAUUCUGUCUGACUUCUGCGGCGGUUCAGGGAAACCCUAACUUCUACAAAGGGGAGCGGAGCUUCGGUUGCUACAGGGUGGACAACCCGUAACACAUCUGAUCCAAGACACCACCAUAACCACCAUCCAUCUCAACUACGGUCAUGGACAAUCGGCGUCAAUCAGCUGGAGGAAGGGGUGGAGGGGGAGGAGAUCGUAACAACUUCUCUGGAAGCAAUGCUAAUUAUACUGGAGGUCCAGGAGGGAAUCUUGCCGCACUGGAUUGGGUUGUCGGUCUUCGUAUCCGUGUUGUCACGAUAAUCGAUGAUACCUAUGAAGGGACUAUCUACUCUUACGAUCCCUUGACCUCAACUCUUGCGUUGAUACAGUCGCCUGCUCACCCUCCCCCUACCCCGGUGAAUGAGAAUGCGAAUGUUGCACAAUCGUAUUCUCCUCAGGACUAUCGCAUCCUCAAAAUCUCGUUCCUCAAAGAAGUUGCGGUCCUUUCAGCGCCAAAACAGCGCUCGGUUGCACAACCGUUCACUAACGCCGAGCCCAAAAUCGGAACUGUCGAUAUUGCGGCAGUGGCUGCUCGAGAAAAGGACGCAGCCAGAGUGGAAGCUGAAAGAAUUGCAAAUAAAGGAGUCGGUGUUACUAAGGAAGCGCAAGACAUUUACGAUGCGUUGGCUAGAACAAUGAAAUGUAGGUGGCACGAUAAACAAAUCAUCGUUUACAAUGACGUUAUUAUCGACGAGCCGUAUACUGUGGAUCGCGUUAAAUCGAAGGAUCAAAAUGCCUUGAUUCAUGUUAAGAAAGUGCUCGAGGGGGAACGCCGUAAACUAGAGACGCAGCGGAGGGCUGCCACGCCUAUCUCGGGAGAGAGGAAGGGCGGAUAAGAUAGGGCACGAUGCAUGAGUAAUAAAGUACGAUAAUUUAAUAGUAAAUUCCCUUUUUCCGGACUUUAUUUCAGCGGUGCAAUGGGAUAUCGGAUAUUGGGGGAAAGGAGUUCUAUUUGAGGGGUACAAAAAAGCAUUCAAACAUGGGAGAGAGGUUGUCGGAGGAGCGGGAAAGCAUUGUAUUUUUCCUCUUUACGAGAAAUAACUCGACGUCUAUGAGCGUAUCAUACA
This is a messenger RNA of Tuber melanosporum (Perigord truffle), 1640 nucleotides long. RefSeq lists its product as uncharacterized. Bases 678 to 1409 code for a protein of 243 amino acids. The record is from RefSeq and is a predicted model, not a curated record. The transcript is spliced from 4 exons. Lineage: Eukaryota; Fungi; Ascomycota; Pezizomycetes; Pezizales; Tuberaceae.